UCCACAAAACUUGUUUUGUUUUGCUUUUACAUGUGCAAAGAGCAUGUCUUAGAGAUCAUUAACUUACUGAGCUCACUGCGAAGUACGAUGGUCUAAUGCCACGACUCUCUUAUUGCUUAGGGCAGGUCUUGUGCUUCUGUUGCAUGGUUUUCUUGUUAAGCAAAUCUGCUCUCUUGAGUAAUCACUAACUUACAGGGGUCUCCCUGUAAGAUAUUUCUACUUAAUAUCCCCUAGUGGGAUUAACUAUUUAAUCACCUGCUCUGUCCCUGUCAUAUCUAGUUCCAAAGCAUUUCCCUCAUUCCAAAGGAAAACCAUUUACCCACGAAGCAGCUUCCCCUCUUCCCCUCCAGCUACAAUUUUUGAUCCCCACAAUGACCUGAUUCUACAACUGAGAAAAGUGAGGCUCUGAGCAAUUCAGCCAUAGUGAGAAGUUUAGAAGGUUAAGGUUACAGAGCCAGUAGACAUGGAGCACUGAUUUUGCACCUUAGUUUUCUGUCUCCAGAGUUUAAAUCGUUGAUUAAUACACAUAUUUGGGACUUCCCUCAUAGUACAAUGCCUAAGAAUUCACCUGCCAAUGCAGGGGACAUGGGUUUGAUCCCUGGUCCAGGAAGAGUCCAUACGCUGAGGAGCAACUAAAAGUCCCUACACCACAACUAUUGAGCCAUACUCUGAAGUUUACCGGUUGCAACUACUGAGCCCAUGUGCAGAAACUACUGACGCCUGUGUGCCCUAGAGCCAGUGCCCCGCAACAGCAGAAGCCAUCGCAAUGAGAACGCGACAGUAGGCUCCAUCACUGCAACUAGACAAACCCUGCGCAGAGGAACCAAGUCCCAGCACAUCCAAAAAUAAAUACAUAAGUUUUCAAAAACACAACUUGAGGCAAAACCACAAGUAGGGGGCUGGAUUUGCGUAUCAAAGAGAGAAAAUUUGGUGGAGGCGGGAUUUAUAAGCUAUAAAUGUGCCCUCGGUUGUUUAAAACUAAAAAAUAAAACCGCACGUUGAGGUAAAACUGCAAUUAGUAUGGCUCAGGUGGUUGGCAGAGUAAUAGCCCCAGAGCAGCUAUGAAGCAGAGACUUGGAAAGGUCAGCACUGCACGAAGCUUUGCCAAAGUCUCAAGAAUAAAAACUUUGUAGUUCCUUGGACAGCCCCUAGACGCACCAGGCUGGGAACUGGAAGUGAGAACUGGAAAGAGGCAGAGUGGCUGGGAGGAUGUGGCUUGCUUUCCAGUGGCCAGAUCUAACCAGGAAAUGCCAGGUGGUUGUUGGAGAGAUAUAAACCGAGGGUUCAACUGGAUACGACACAGUAGAGAGCAGGCCUCAGGCCAAUUGCUUCACACUUGGAGGGGUCCUCGAGGUUACAAGAACUCUCAGCAGUGGAGAGCCUCGCUUUAGCAUCUGUCUUCUCCUUUCUGCGGGGCCAGCACCUCUCUUCCACAAAAUAGAGGUGCUUUCUUUGGGCUUCUCUUUCUCUCUGGAGGUCAGAGACCCUAGACUAGGUCCCUCUUUUUUAGGAAUCUCAGACAGAGAGCAUCCGUCUAAGUUGUUUCUCCUGUUUCCGCUACUUUUUCGAGUUAAGAGGGCUGUGCAGGACCCUCUGGCUCUGAGGUUGGAGUCAUUUUCUUACGAGCGCCGCCCCCGCCCGCUCCCCCAGCUCCCAAUCUUCUUCAGGCUCGCGGUGGCGACCGUGUUCUAGUUCAACAGUGCACCGCACUGGGCACAACACACUACCAAAGGGCAACUCCAUGGAAACUGAAACAUCGCAACUCUGCGAAGGUAUCGCGAGAGGCGCGGUUGCGCCUGCGGCGGAGAGAGGAGGAGCGAGGGCGGGAGCCGAGAGAGAAGUGGGAGGAGCCUAAGCGCUUCCUAGGUCCCGGGCGGGAGACUGUCCCUCCCAGCGGCGCCCCCGCGUGACUGCGCUUUACAUAAUCGAGGCCGCUCGCGUCAUAAGUGGCGUACUCCAGUCCAGGCCGAAUCAGAGUCCUACGAAGCUCCGUGUUCCGCCCCUUUCCCCUUGAUAGACGUCGAAGUGAACCAGUGAACGGGCAUCUAGCGCUGCCGCGCCCGCCCUGGUCCGCUCGCACCCGAGGGCCCGCCUGCCUGCCGCAGCCCGCAGCCUGCCGCCGCCAGGUUGUGCCUCAGACUGUCAGAUAAAGCGGCGGGCCGGGCCGGCGGGGCGGUGAGCACGGCCCGGGCCGGACAUGGCGGCGCUCUACGCCUGCACCAAGUGCCACCAGCGCUUCCCCUUCGAGGCGCUGUCUCAGGGGCAGCAGCUGUGCAAGGAAUGUCGGAUUGCACACCCUGUUGUGAAGUGCACCUACUGUAGGACUGAAUACCAGCAAGAGAGUAAAACCAAUACUAUAUGCAAGAAAUGUGCUCAGAAUGUGCAGUUGUAUGGAACGCCCAAACCUUGUCAGUAUUGCAACAUAAUCGCAGCUUUUAUUGGCAACAAGUGUCAGCGUUGCACAAAUUCAGAGAAGAAGUAUGGACCACCGUAUUCUUGUGAACAGUGCAAGCAGCAGUGUGCAUUUGACAGGAAAGAUGAUAGAAAGAAGGUAGAUGGGAAAUUGCUAUGCUGGCUAUGCACGCUUUCAUACAAACGGGUCCUUCAGAAGACCAAAGAGCAGAGGAAGCACCUGAGCAGCUCUUCCCGUGCUAGCCACCAGGAGAAGGAGCAGUAUAGUCGACUGAGUGGCGGUAGCCAUUACAACAGUCAGAAAACCCUUUCUACGUCUUCAAUUCAAAAUGAAAUCCCAAAGAAAAAAUCCAAGUUUGAGUCGAUCACAACCAAUGGAGAUAGCUUUUCCCCAGAUUUGGCUCUGGACUCACCAGGCACUGACCACUUUGUCAUCAUUGCCCAACUGAAGGAGGAAGUAGCCACUCUGAAGAAGAUGCUGCAUCAGAAGGAUCAAAUGAUUUUAGAGAAAGAGAAGAAGAUCACAGAGUUGAAGGCUGAUUUUCAAUACCAAGAAUCUCAGAUGAGAGCCAAAAUGAACCAGAUGGAGAAAACCCACAAAGAAGUCACAGAACAAUUGCAGGCCAAAAACCGAGAGCUCCUGAAGCAGGCAGCUGCCUUGUCCAAGAGCAAGAAGUCGGAGAAGUCAGGAGCUAUAACCUCUCCAUGAGAGACCACGAGAAUGCUCCCGGCAACAGCAAAUGGAUUCCUUGGUUAGGGUGGCAACCUGGCUGUUCUCUGGGAAUUGCAAGCUUCCUUAAGAAAUCUCUGUAUUAUUACAGUUAUCCUUCUUUGUGUGACUGCGUUGGGCUGAAUGGAAACACCUGGUUUGUGCUGUGUUAGGACUGCAUGCUUGAAUGUUUGGGGUUUUAAGCUCCCCUCUCUUUCUCUCUCUCACUCUCUUACACCCUCACUCCCUUCUCUCUACCCGCCAGCCCUUCUCAGUACUACUGUCUCUCUUUUGCUACUUUUUUUUUUCCUUUUUGUGGUGGUCACUGCUCAGUGUUAUGUGCAGAAUGAUUUUUUUUUUUUGAUCCAUUAUUGCAUCCUGCCAUACCCAUGAGCAAGCAAUUUGGCAUUAAUUACAUAUCACUGCCACCCUCUGAACUUUGAAAACUGCCACCUUAAGACUUGGUACAAUGGAAGAGACUUUUUCUCUCCAAUAAACCUUUUGCUUCAGGGUAUACUCUUGGGUUUUUUUCCAGGUAUAUUAUGUAUGAACUUUGUACUAUGUAUAGCCAGAGUUUUAUUUAUUUUUUAAAAAAAGAAACUUUUUCUUGAUAAAGGAAUAAUGGUAGCCUAGCUUGUUCUUCUUGUAAAAGUGAUGCUUCUUUAAAAAAAAAAAAAGUACUACUCUCUUUUAGUGAAAGAAUCAGAUCUUUUCUUUCUUGUUACCUUGGAGUCUUAAAAAAUGAUUGCUAAGGUGAAACAAUUCAAUAUAUAAGUAUGGAGUUAAGUGCCUUUUGGAGGGUUUCUUGGAAGAGCAUGUAAGAAGAUACUUAAGGGAGGCAGCAAAGAUUUGGCGAAUCUGUCUUUCUGAGUAAGGGCAGAAAGAAAGGUUGUCCAGGUUGUACUGGACACUUCCCUCUCCCUCCCCUUUCUUGAUUGUUUUAUGUGACUGAUUUUAAAUUCCCACACUGCCACCUCUUUUUUAAAAAAAGAAAAUGCUCUUAUAUCAGUUGUCAUACUGGGCCAUUGUCAGAUAACUUUUUUUUAGAUGAUUUCAAAAUGGGAUAAGAUUUGGACUACAGAGCAUUUUGGAAGUUAGUAUGAGCUGCUCAACUAUGGACUCUGAGUGUGACUGGGGGAACGAUAUCCCUGUAUGUACUGUCUCCCCACUCUUCCUCACCCACUGCUGCCUGUACACUCCCUGCUUUUAAUGGAAACGUGUUGAAAACAGGUGCUUCUCAAAAGCAGCUUGGCCCCAACCUGAACUGUAUCCUGUUUUCCCUUCUUGACCCAGUAGGCACAUGGAUUUACUUUUCAUGUGAGAGGAUGAAUUUGCAUUUCUAGCCAUACUCUCAGGUCCUCUGUGAUGUUUGUAAAAGAAAUUAGAGGUGUGUGGUGUGCCAUGGAACAGUAAAACCAGCUACUUUGGAAUCCUUUAACGCAGGGGGCGAUACUGGAGUUAGAGGUAAUCAUAAGGGCAGAUGACAUUUGUACCUCAAACUACCAGAAGUGUAGCAGUAAGUUUAACUUACUAGGCAUUUCCCAGGAGCAAAUGCUUUUAAUUGGUGAACAUUCUCACGAGUGGAGCCAUGCACUUAAUUGGACAGAGAUGUGGAAAUGAGUGACUUCCUUCGGAUAAGAGGAACAAUGGACCAUGUUGCUUAUCACUCUGGUAGGGGAUGUAAUUUUCUCUUCUAAGCAAGGGAAAUGGCAGUGCUAAAUAGUUUUGUAACUUUUUGAAUGAGGAAAUUUUAGGUAAAGACAAACUGUCAGAUAAUAUUUUUCAGAUGCAUUUACAUUGACUAUGGGGAAAAGAUUGUGAAAAAAGUUGCAGUCAUGGUUUUUUUUUUUUUUUAAUUUUAAAGAUUUGAGAAAUUCUGUUACCUGAAGUGACAAUGUAAAAACAUAUUUAGUUUUAUACUAAAUCUUUUUUUACGGUCUUGGCAUUUAAUAUAAAGCAAAUCCAUACAUUUUCUAACUUUCCACGAGUUCCAAAAAGAGAAGGAAGAAACCUCAGUCUUGAAAAUUUUGGUUUUUAAAAAUCAUGAUACUGUUUUACCAUAAAAUUGAGUAGCUAACUUUUGGUAACACCUUUUGUUUAUUUGUAUGUUUGUAAUAAUGGACAUUUUAAAACACAGGAAUGUUUUGGUUUGUACAGACUUUGAAAAAUGUGUGUUAAUAAAAAUUCAUAUUGACUCAAGUAUAA
Messenger RNA from Odocoileus virginianus texanus, 5326 nucleotides. RefSeq names its product family with sequence similarity 76 member A (gene FAM76A). The record is from RefSeq and is a predicted model, not a curated record. Gene Ontology annotation, cellular component: nuclear speck. NCBI's taxonomy places the organism in Eukaryota, Metazoa, Chordata, Mammalia, Artiodactyla, Cervidae.